Molecule: messenger RNA, 1807 nt
Organism: Colletotrichum navitas
Lineage: Eukaryota; Fungi; Ascomycota; Sordariomycetes; Glomerellales; Glomerellaceae
Exons: 3
Coding region: 440-1807 (455 amino acids)
Molecular function (GO): protein binding
Source: RefSeq, a predicted model, not a curated record
ACUGGUCUAGCCUGUGUCGAGCUCGAGCCCUGCCGUCCCGCAGCAGGCAUGCUUCAAAGCCGGGGGCGCAGCCACAGAGGCCCUUCUGUUUGCUCUUUGUUUUUUCCCCUAUCGAGAUUGCACGGGGAUAUUUAAUACGAAAAGUCCCGUGGUACCCGCCCUCGCUCAACCUGGAGUCCCUGAGAAACACCAGACUGUCAUAUAUAUACAUAUAUAUAUGUAUAUCAAUGGGACGAAAGUAGCGUCGUCCUCCAUCUCCCUCCACUUCUCUUCGCCUCCAUCCCUCUUUCUUUCCUGUGGUUUCUUAAGCGGGGUUUCGUCUUCUUCUCGCUUCUCCCUAUUCGUGCUUGUGUAGAUCACAACCGAGGCUCUUAUUAUUUCUUCUUCUCUUCUUUCCCUUCGUUCUCUUCGCUGAUACCGCUCCUUCUUCGUCGCCAUCAUGAAGGCCUCACUCGUGCUCCUGGGCGCAGGCUCUGCCCUCGCCUUCCGGGACUCCAAGAUCAUGUCAUCGGGCUCCGGCGAGAUGUGCAUCUCGUCACAGCUGCUCGCCGCCUCGUCGGGCGAAUUCGUCUGUCGCAACAACAAGGACGGCUCGGGCCUCUUCUACAAUGACCGCGGGGACCAGCAAUUCCCCUUGGCGGGCACGUCAUCCCCCUUCACAUCCUCGUCCCCCUCGCACUCGGUGUGGACGCACUCGAGCCCCUGCUUCAAGAACAGCACCGACAGCCCCAAGUACUGCAUCUACCACGCCGCCAGCUACGCGUCGGGCAAGGGCAUCUCCAUCAUCACCGACGCCGACCGCGCAGCCCACAUCACCCGCUCCCGGGGCUUCACGCAUCCCGAGGAUCUCGAGGGCGCCAACCAGCCGCUGCCCAAGUUCGAGGUAGCCAAGAUCCCCGGCAAGGACUACGGCCUCGUGGCCACGGUGCCCAUCCGCCGCGGCGAGGUCAUCCUCCGUGAGACAGCCAGCCUGCUCAUCGACUACUCCGCUUUCACACACAUCCCCCCGAAGACAUGCGCGACCAUCGACUACCUCCCCUUCCACCACCGCGGCGAGUGGCUCAACAUGUCGAGCCACGGCUACCAGGGCGACCACAUCUCCAUGGUCGACAAGAUCCUCAUCACCAACUCUUUUGAUGUCGAGAUGGACGACAAGCGCGAUGACGACUUUUACGCCGUCUUCGUCAACACCUCCCGCAUGAACCACGACUGCCGCCCUAACGUGGACUACUUUUUCGACCCGCGCACGCUGACGCAGCGCACCGUCGCCCUCCGCGACAUCAUCCCCGGCGAGGAGCUGACGCUCUCGUACAUCGACCCGAUGCAGUCACGUGAGGCCCGCCGCGAGCGCCUGCACUCGACUUGGGGCUUCCACUGCUCCUGCCACCACUGCAUGCAGCACCGCCUCAAGACGGAGGAAUCGGACCGCCGCAUGGAGCAGAUCGCCGCCCUGCGCGAGGAGUUCAACGACUACACGCCCGCCUCCCGCGCCACCCCCGAGAUGGCCGAGCUGCUCAUCUCCCUCUACGAGCAGGAGCAGCACUGGAGCCUGCUCAGCGAGGCCUACACCCUCGCCGCCAUCGAGUACAACGGCAUCGGCGAGCCCUGGAUCGCCACAAAGUACGCCCGCCUUGCCAUCGAGGCCGGCCUCACCACCCACUGGGAGGGCCACGGCGACGUCAUCGAGAUGACCAAGCUCGCCGAGGACCCCUGGGCCCACUGGAGCUGGAUGCUGCGCACCCGCAAGCGCUACAGCUGGGGCGGCAAGUCCGGCCACUACGUCGAGGACGACGACGACGAUGAGUAA